AUGGGUCAAAGACCGUCCUUUGCAUGGAGAAGCAUCUUGUAUGGAAGAGAAUUGAUGAUACAGGGUUUGGAAAAGAGGGUUUGCAAUGGGGCCUUAAUGUUUGUGUGGAUAGAUCCUUGGAUCGAGGAUAAUCGUCUCAGGGCUCCUUGGAGGAAAAACCAAUUUUUUGAUGUGGGACUUAAGAUCAAAGAUCUAAUUGAUCUACAAACAGGGUUUUGGGAUAAUGAGAUAUUGGAGGAGCUGUUCUUUCCUCAGGAUAUCAUCAGAAUUAAAGCCGUUAAACCGGUCAUUUCCCAGGAGGACUUUCAUAUUUGGAAACAUAACAAAAAUGGGGAUUUCUCGGUUAAAUCUGCCUAUUGGAUGGCUCAUCAAGUCAAAAGUAAGGAGCUGAUUCAAAUAGCAUCACUACAGUCGUCUACUCUUAAAUUAAAAAAACUGGUGUGGAAGUUGCAGACGGAUCCAAAAAUCAAGGUGUUCUUAUGGAAAUUACUUAGUGGAGCCAUCCCUGUAGCAGAAAGCUUGAAUGGAAGAGGGAUGACUGUGGAUGAAAACUACCAAGUUUGUGGAGAAAAGAGUGAAUCGAUAAAUCAUUUUCUGUUUCUUUGUCCUCUGUCUCGACAGGUGUGGGCGCUCUCAGAAUUUCCCUUUUCUCUGGAGGGAUUCCACUCUGGUUCUAUCUAUUCCAAUAUGUUCCAUCUUCUGGAAAAUAAGGAUAAUAAGGCGUGGCCCCCAGAGCUAAGAAAAAGUUUUCCUUGGAUAGUGUGGAGAAUAUGGACAAAUAGAAACUCUCUCACCUUUGAAGGAAAAUGCUUUAACGCAAGGGAGACAGUGGAAAAGAUUAGAGAGGAGGUUGCAGAAUGGUUUGAAGCCCAGUGUGUGGGGGAGGAAGGAGAGUCUCUCCUAAACCAAAUUCAAAGUGAGGGUCAAAGGAAUGAGGUGACUCAAACUGGUAGGUGGAAAAAACCUCCGGAGAAUUGGUUAAAAUGUAAUGUAGGCGCUUCUUGGUCAAGAAGGAACCAAAAUGCAGGUGGGGCUUGGGUGUUAAGAGAUGAUAGAGGUGUUGUCCUACUGCAUAGUAGAAGAUCUUUUGCCAACAUUCAUUCAAAAGGGGAUGCAAGUUUGAGAUGUUUGUUAUGGGCUUUUGAAAGUAUGGCUAGUCACAAGGUUGAUAAUGUCAUUUUUGCGCUUUCAGACAAAGAAUUGGUGGGUGCAGCAAUGAGACCAAGUGCUUGGCCGUCUUUUAAACCGCAAUCUGUGGCUAUAAAGAGAUCGCUUUUGCCUUUUGCCGCAUGA
This is a messenger RNA of Camelina sativa (false flax), 1293 nucleotides long. Lineage: Eukaryota; Viridiplantae; Streptophyta; Magnoliopsida; Brassicales; Brassicaceae. The record is from RefSeq and is a predicted model, not a curated record.